UACUAGGUUACAUCACUCUUGAUAGUGAAUAUGGAGUUCUCCAGUUACAUCCAAAGAUUCUUCUUCUCUCUAUCUUUCUCUAAUUCUUAGCCAUUAACAUUUAGCCAUAGAGAGUGUGUGAGAGUUCAAGUUUCAUUGAAUAGGGAUAUACAGAGCAAAAAUCUCUGAAUAGAAGGAGGAUAUGGGGGUGAUAAAGGCAGCCAUUGGAGAUGCAAUCUUGACAUCAAUAUGGGUUUUUGGUAUCUCAACUUUGAGGAUUCUUACAGCUAAGAUAGCUCUUUUUCUUGGUCUUCAACCUGUUUCACUUGUUGGCCUUUUCAUCACCACAACUCUAAGCACCUUUAUGGUCUUCACAAUAAGCUUAAUUGGCAGGGCCUUGGGUGGUGCUAGCUUCAACCCAUCAACCACUGUUUCCUUCUACACUGCAGGGCUAAGACCUGAUUCAUCUCUUGCAUCAAUGGCUGUUAGAUUUCCUGCUCAAGCAGCAGGUGGAGCUGUUGGUGCCAAGGUUACCUUGCUAGUGAUGCCAACCAAAUACAAGCACAUGCUGAAAGGGCCUUCCUUGAAGGUGGACUUGCACAAAGGAGCUAUAGCAGAAGGGGUGUUAACUUUUACUCUUAACUUAGUUAUCCUCUUUGUCAUGCUAAGGGGUCCUAAAAACCCACUAUUGAAGGUGUAUUUGAUUGCUUUGGCAACUGUGGCUUUGGUUAUUCCAGGUUCUGGGUACACUGGGCCUUCUAUGAACCCAGCCAAUGCCUUUGGAUGGGCCUAUGUGAACAACAAGCAUAACACUUGGGAGCUAUUUUAUGUGUAUUGGUUAUUUCCUUUUAUAGGGGCUAUCUUUGCUGCUUUGGUCUACCGGUUUCUAUUUAUGUCACAAACCAAGAAGAAGAAAGCUUGAGAGAGCACAAUUAGUUAAGCUUUUCUACAUGUUAAUUUAUGUCAUACAUUCUUGCUUCUCCUCCUUCUUCCCUUGUCACUUAGAAAUCUCUUGCUUGCUUUAAUUAAUGUUGAAGCUUCCUCCUGGGACAUAUUGUGGUUUUGAU
Messenger RNA from Gastrolobium bilobum, 1046 nucleotides. RefSeq names its product aquaporin SIP1-1-like. The transcript has a single exon. The record is from RefSeq and is a predicted model, not a curated record. NCBI's taxonomy places the organism in Eukaryota, Viridiplantae, Streptophyta, Magnoliopsida, Fabales, Fabaceae. Gene Ontology annotation, biological process: transmembrane transport. Gene Ontology annotation, cellular component: membrane. The coding region runs from base 182 to 901 and encodes 239 amino acids. Gene Ontology annotation, molecular function: water channel activity.